UUACACCUGAAUGAACGCCAAACCUCAGGAUAUAUAAAGGGAACCUUGAGGAAGAAUUUCACAGUUACAGAGCAGAAGCAGAAGGAAAGGAAUUAACUAGCUCUCCAGCCAAGCAAAUCCUCUACUCACCAUGCUUCCUCCUGCCAUUCAUUUCUAUCUUAUUCCCCUUGCAUGCAUCCUCAUGAAAAGCUGUUUGGCUUUUAAAAAUGAUGCCACAGAAAUCCUUUAUUCACAUGUGGUUAAACCUGUUCCAGCACACCCCAGCAGCAACAGCACGAUGAAUCAAGCCAGAAAUGGAGGCAGGCAUUUCAGUAACACUGGACUGGAUCGGAACACUCGGGUUCAAGUGGGUUGCCGGGAACUGCGUUCCACCAAAUACAUCUCUGAUGGCCAGUGCACCAGCAUCAGUCCUCUGAAGGAGCUGGUGUGCGCGGGUGAGUGCUUGCCCUUGCCGCUGCUCCCCAACUGGAUCGGAGGAGGCUAUGGAACAAAGUACUGGAGCAGGAGGAGCUCCCAGGAGUGGAGGUGUGUCAAUGACAAAACGCGUACCCAGAGAAUCCAGCUGCAGUGCCAAGAUGGCAGCACGCGCACCUACAAAAUCACCGUGGUCACCGCCUGCAAGUGCAAGAGGUACACUCGGCAGCACAAUGAGUCCAGUCAUAACUUCGAGAGCAUGUCGCCUGCCGAGCCAGCCCAGCAUCACAGAGAGCGGAAAAGAGCCAGCAAACCCAGCAAGCACAGCAUGAGUUAGAACUCAGACUCUCAAAACUGGACUGACUGGUAACCAUCUGCUUUACAGAUUUGAUUGCUUGGAAGACUCAAGCCUGCCAUUGCUAUUUUCUUAUUUGAAAAUACAUGCUUUCGGCUUUGAUCAAACUCAGCAAUCUGUCCUAAGUAUCAGGGCAGUCUUUGGGAAUAGCUUUUUCUUUACAAGUUUUUCAAAAUGUACACACAUCCAUGAGUGCAAUUUGUAUUUAAAUUCCACACAUCCUGUAGUUUGAAUUCUCUGUGGUUCCUAAAAGACUGGGGAUACUAUAUACAUACAAUAUAUUGAAUAAUUACUUUUUAAAACAGAAAAGGGCUUCUCAGUUACCCUGCACUCCUUAACCCAUCCCCCCUCCUCACAUAAAACUCCUCCAAAACUGAAAAGUCAAAAGAAAAAAUUGUUGCCUUGAAUCUUGACAAUAACACCUCAGAAGGGUGCUUUCUGUUUUUUGUAAUCUUCAUGGAACAGUUUAGCAGCCAUGAAUGAUCAUCCUUUGAAAGAAUGAGAGACCUUGUGACAUUUCACUUCAAAAAUAAGCCCUGUAGCUUUUUACAGUCUCAUAGUAUGAAAUUGUACCCUGCAUGCUGACCCUCGCUUGGAAUGGAAUGCCAGAAAUGCAUGGCAGCCGCUAAUAAGUAAAGUUAAUUAUUUAUUUGUCAUUGUUAUUAUUUAAUGAGCUUUCACGUGAUUUUUUUCAAAAUGUAAUUUUUUUAUGUUAUGAAGCUUUUUCCUGUACCUAAAUAUUUUUCUGAAUGAUUUGUGGUUGAUCUAGAAAUUUGAGAAUACACAUUGUAGAUAUGUAAAAUAAAUAUUUUAGUCUUCUUAUUAUAUAUAGGUUUCAUCUUGAACUUAUCAAUAGUAUGGAUGUUUUCAAAUCAAUAAGAAGCUUUGUUAAGCUAAAAUAUGAAAUACCUUCUCAUUUAAUCUGUGCAAUUAGAAGGCAAUUUGACCUUCAAUUCCAUCAGUUUCUUUUAACAAAAAUAAACACUGCUAAAAGUUACUGUCCUUGUCUCUAACAUAUAUAAAAUAUACAUGUUUACAAAAAUUACAAAAAUAAAUGUGUCAAAGUAAUUGAUGUUUUUGGUAAGGCACAUUCAAGCUUUGAUGGAAAGUUCUGUAGUAAGAGAGGAGAGUGGGAAAGGCAGACCAUCUGCCCAGUAAGUAGAAUAGUUGAAAAAGUUGGGAGGCAACCCAGCAAUGAGUUGUCAUAAGAAUACCAUGGCUAUAUACACUCAGAGAUGCCAAGUCUGCUGCCCAUUAUGAUCACCUGGGGAAGACAUUAUGAGACCCAAUGCCCAGGUUGCUAUCCAAAAUGCAUCAUAAUUUCUGGGGGUAGAACUUGAGUACUGGCAGUUUUUAAAGUUUUCCACGUGAUUCCACUGUGCAUCUAAGUUUGAGAAAGAAAUUGUGAAGAAAUCACUAUCGUAUGUUGGGGAACUUUGAAUACUACUGCACAGCCCACAAACCAAAAUAUAAAAUAAAAACAACAAAGAAAACAACAACUAAUUUUUCAAGUUUGACAUAUUAUUAUAUUAAGCAUCAUAAUCCUAAUCUUGAACCAGAUUGUACAGGUAAAUGACAUGUAUCAAUUCAGUCAAAUGAUUGGUCCCAUCACUCCAAAUAAAUAAAACCAAAGAGGCUUGUUAUAUGAUGAUAAGAUCUCCUGGGUUUUCUGAUUUUGGAUUCUGACCAUGAAGAAGUCCUUAGUACAUUUUUGCAGUAGAUUAUUGUUUUUGUAAAUACUAGUCUAAAAGUCACGUAUAUAUUACCUAUAGCAUACUAAGCUAAAUAAGGACAUUAAUGUUUUCUCUUCCCUAUGAGAGGUAGGAACACACUGAAGGACAAGCAAACAUCUCUAGAAUUUAUGGUAAUACUAUUUGUAUCAUCAAAUAAAAUAAUGAUUCAUAGUCUACUAUUGAUUUAUCUUUCAAUCUCAAUAACUAAGAUUUUAAACUAUUUCAUAUUUUGUCAUCAUAUUAAUACAUCGAAUAUUCAUGAUAAUAAAUAGCAUAAG
Molecule: messenger RNA, 2780 nt
Organism: Phyllostomus hastatus (greater spear-nosed bat)
Lineage: Eukaryota; Metazoa; Chordata; Mammalia; Chiroptera; Phyllostomidae
Gene: SOSTDC1
Product: sclerostin domain containing 1
Exons: 2
Coding region: 131-751 (206 amino acids)
Biological process (GO): negative regulation of BMP signaling pathway; negative regulation of Wnt signaling pathway
Molecular function (GO): BMP binding
Source: RefSeq, a predicted model, not a curated record